Zootermopsis nevadensis is the source of this 5341-nucleotide messenger RNA. RefSeq lists its product as uncharacterized. Gene Ontology annotation, molecular function: zinc ion binding. Gene Ontology annotation, biological process: regulation of gene expression. The record is from RefSeq and is a predicted model, not a curated record. Gene Ontology annotation, cellular component: nucleus. Lineage: Eukaryota; Metazoa; Arthropoda; Insecta; Blattodea; Termopsidae.
UCAACAAGAAGGAAAUGUUUUUUUCUUUUGGAGUAUUUUAAUGAUAUUUAAUCGCAUUGAGUGCUGUGCUAGCUUUAAGCCACUUUUAAGGCAAUGGCAGGGUACAGAAGGGUGAAUUAUUAUGAACUUUGUCGUCUUUGUACAUCAAGUGAAGGUACCAAAAUGCACAUAUUCCGCGAAGAGGGACGUCGAAGGCAACUCCCAACAAAAAUUCAGAUCUGUCUGCCACUUCAGGUAUCGUACGCCUUGGUUAUGAAACUUUGGUGUGUGGAAUAUGUAUGCGAAGAUGAUUCCUUACCGAAGAUUAUCUGCAGUCAUUGUGUGGACAAGCUGGAAAGCUUUUAUGACUUUCGGGAAUCCUGCGUCAAUGCAGAAGCGAUGUUGGAGAGUUACUUCACAUCCCUACGCUAUUCAGAUGACUUCACACGUGAAGGAAAAGUAUAUGUCAAAGAUGAGAGUCCACCAAAGAAAAAGACAACUACCACUGUAGCUGUAGCAACGACAGCCAACUCGGACUCUGAGAAACACCAGCAUAAUAAGGCCGGAACAGCUCUGACAGCUGCCACAGACGGUUUAAACAGUCUAGUGCAGGCAGCUGGUAUUCAGAUUGUAAGUGAUGCAGAUGGAACAAGAGUGCAGCAGUACAAAUGUGCCAUGCAGAUGCAGCCUGGGUCAGCAGGACCUACAGUAGUUGAGGCAGCAACCACUGAAGCAUGCUACAGCUACGAAUGCACUGCUGCCAACACACGAACUACUGACGCAAACCCCGUAGUUGCACAGGUGACAGCAAAAGUGGAAGACGGAAGCACGCAAUGCAGCGAGACGGACUUUGCGAACAAGGUUGUAUCUGCUAGGCACCAUCAGUCACCAGAAAACAGUGAGGAAGGUGAUGUGUCGGCUGAACAGCAUCAGCAGGCGACGGCAGCAGUAGCUUUUACUACGGCAGGACCGGGCCAGGAGAUGCUAGUACAUUUUAAUUUCAACAAGGACAGAGACGGGCUAUUUCGACCAGAAGAUCAUGCAGCAAUGCAGAGGUCCUCAAUAGCUCAGAUUGGUGAAUUUCUACGCAUGAAGACGGUGAAUAUCAUCGAUGGAACUUCUGGUCCCACGGCAACACUUCUUGAAGUAGCCGCAGCUCCAAAUGCUACUCGGCCUUGUGAGCGUUGUGGUAAAGUAUUUGGUACCCUUGAAGAACUUCAUUCACAUUCACCAUGUAAUUGUCCAACAAAUCAGGAUUCAGAAAACACUGUUGCAGACAAGAACGCCGGUAAUGUAGCAGGCAGUGGUGGCAGCUUUGGUUGUGAGAUCUGUGGCAAACCAUUUAAAAGAAAAGAGCAUUUAUUUCAGCACAGGAAGCUGCACACAGGUGAAAGGCCAUAUGUCUGCGUAUCAUGCGGGAAGGCAUUCAGCCGCAAAGAACAUCUGGUCCGACACGCGGUAUCACACACGGGGCAGAAGAUGCACGGUUGCGACCUAUGUGGAAAGAGUUUCAGUCGAAAAGACAAUUUACACAAACACCGCAAGACACAUGGUAUAGCUGGGCCAUAUAUUUGUGAAACAUGUGGUAAAUCUUUUGUUGUGAAACAUUAUUACCUCAUGCAUCGAGGAAGUCACGCCACUCCGGGUUCAUCCAUCGUGAACAGCGAUGGAACAGGGGAAGGUAACGGUACCAAUGCAACAGCUGAGAAUCCACUCCCUUAUAAGUGUGACAUAUGCAGUAAGGGAUUUGCAAUGAAGCAGUACCUUAUUACGCACAAACAGAGACAUCGAAAUAAGAACCAGCAGCAACAGUUACAGACUGGGCAGGCUGCAACAAAUACCGCCAACUUGGGACAGUCGCAGAAUAACCAGGUCAAAGUGGAGAAUGUUGGUACUGGUGAGGUCCAUGUGGCCGGAGCCAUCGGUCACAGUAAUGUUCCACUAACAACAAUUAAUAACACUGCACUUCUCUCACCAAACAUUUUACACCAUGUGACGACACAGCCGAAUCCCGGAACCGCUGGCGGAAACAACUCUUCAACUGCGGCCAUGAUUCAGGUGUCCUCUGCAGCUGCCACAGCCUACCUCUGUACUCCAGCAUCAGUAGCUGCUAAUGAAUUGCUGGAGACUUACAGAAGGUUGCAUUCUGCAUGAUAGUGGGUGAGAAAUGUGGGGUUAACAAUGACUUAUUGCUCCAUUUUGGUAGAAUUUCAGAUUUGUUAGUUUACAUGAAGAUUCUCUUCUUACCCUGCUAAUACUUCGAGACUUAAUAAUAAAUGGGGCAUUGCAUCUUGUUGGUAAGUACCAUUACAUUAACAAAGCACUGCAAAUUACUCUCCAUUAUUAUUUUGCUUGGUAAAAUAAAUAUAAUUCAUGACAUUACAGUUAAUGUAACCUGUGUCGAUUUUUCAUUUUACGUUAGUCGAAAAGCCAGUACUUACCUGUGUCCAGGUUGCCACUUAUAAAAAUAGUGCAAUCUUUUGUUUACCACCUUUUAACAUUGUAUGAGGGAGAUAAUUUCAUAUUAUUCAAUUUUAGAACACGUGCACUCCAGGAAUCUGUUUAUGUUGUGUACAACUGAAAAGAGUGACAAAAUUAAAAAUUACGGAUGCCAAAAUAUUGAAGGCAGGACAUUGAAUAAAUUUAUUGCAUUGUUUUCGGUGUCACAUACUACAUUUUUGGUACCUGAAGGAUUUGUGGGUGGUUGUAGAUGUAUUAACAGUUUUCGGAUUUACCUUAUGUUGAAAUGUAUGGGACAUUUACAUCCGUACGAUAGAUGGGGAAUUAUACUACAUUUUAGUUGGAAAACCUUGAGUGAAGAGAUCGCUUAGAAGACCUACGCUUUGAGUAGAUUUGUCAGACUCGGAAUAUGAAUCAAUAAGAGGCUCUUGCGAACUCAUUAAUGAGCCAUUAGGAUCCGUAAAAUGCAGAGAAAUUUAUUUAUUAAUUGAAUAACUUAUUCUCUUAAGAAUGAUUCUACUUCAUGGAGUUCGUUCACCUCAUGUUCUUUUACACUUUUACUUGUUCAAACCCUUUUAAUGUAAUAUCAUGCAGGAUUAGUUAAAAAGCUGUUACACAAAUCAAAACAAUUCUGAUUUGUCGUUAAAUGAUCAACGUCAACGUUCCCUUAAAAAUUAUGACAUUGACCCGCUGACAUAGCACAUCUGGUGGCAUGGCACUAGGAAUAUGUGAACUAUUAAAUUGUAAAGCAGUUAGUGUAUUGUUUAAUAUUGAUGUCAUAACAAGCAGUAUCACUCAAUAUUGUGUGUGCCGUUUGUCAUGAUAAUGCUUCUAAUGCAGUUUUUUACUGCAUGGGAUAAAGGCUACAGUUUGCAAUAUAAUGUUAUUUUUAAAUUAAAGGACAGGUAUCCAUGGGUUCCAAAGAAGUUCUAUAUUUUUAAGACGUUUUGCUUUUUAUUUUCAUCGUAAGAAUGUACAACACUUGCAUUCUCAAGAAUAAUUAAUUUUAAUAUUUCUUACAUUAAGAGUAAUCCAUAAAAUGUAAAUAUAAUUUUUUAUUUAAACAUUUUCUUAUAAAUAAAACUACCACGUGAAUAUUUAAUUACUUCCUUUUCUCAGUUUGCAGCUCUCUAAUACACUUCAGAAUUCAACAAAUUUUUGAUGCAACUGAGGAAGAUUGGGAUCAACUGGUUUUUUUUAUUCACACGGAAGCAAUGGGUAAAAUCGUGACAAAUAUCUUUGAAAUUAAUUACUGUAGAUGGUAUUUGGUUUUGGGAUAAUAAUUUUUCCUAUUACAUUCAAUGAUACAUAUCAAAUUAUAAGGCUUACUAUGACUUUCAGGCAAGAAAUGUAAGCUUUUUUUUUAUUUAUAUGCAGUAACACAGGUACUCUGCUAAUAUGGAUAUAAUAUAUCAUUGAUUGUCCCAGACCUUUAGAGAAUCAAUUUCUAGAAUUAUCAUUCUGUACGGACCAAAAUAGAACUUCCAGCAACUUUACUGUAGUAAUUACUUGAUUGCGUGCUGUCAGGUGUACUUCUUCAACAGGGGAAACUUUAAUCAAGUCUGUAACUUAAUUAAAAUCAGAAAAUAGAAAAUGCUUCAAAAGCAGUGUUUUUUACUUUCCAAGAUAUAUCCACAAUUUAAUUGCUUAUCACUUAGCAGUAGUGUGUACAGAUAAUGUAAUAUGUAUCCUGCUUACAGUUACAACAAAUUUUUAAUUUCGUAAGUAUGUUUUUGAAUGGAGUUUGUAAAAAUUAACAUGGGUUUCCAGUCAUCAAGAGUAUGAUUCAUUAUCACAUUCACAUUUUGACCACUACCCACUCUUUGAUAACAGAACUGAAGGUUCAGCUGCUAAUAGUAAGCUCUCUUUGAACAUGAUCCUCUGCCAUUUCUAUCCACUCCCCAUCAUCACAGCGAGUUUUUGAAUCGAAUAAUAACGGAGUACUUUAAUUUAUGUUUCUAUAGUCAUAUGAGCAUAACUUCUGUUUGUUGUUGUCGUCAGGUAUUUAAACAUUACAUAAUGACUUGUAGAUUAAUUUAUUUUCUAGCCUGUAAAUGAAUUUCUGCGUUAUUCUUUAUGGUACUUAUAUUCUAACCUAACAAAUUAAUAAUCAGCAAAAAAAAAUUGGGCAUUUUUUUGUAAUAAAUAUUUUAUUAUUGACAUCACCCCUUUGUGCAGGAUAAUAAAAUUCACUUCUAAUAAAAAUAAACUUGUACAAACAAGUUUAAAUGACAUUUUAAUAUGUUUUAGAACUAGUCCAUAUAUGAGCUGUUUUAUAGCUGAAGACGAGGAUUUACUGAAAGUUGACAAAAUUCCAGUCUGCUAUGUCAUAUUGCAUGAUAGAUACUUGUAAUAACAUGAAGUACCAGUACAAGUGAUUUCUAUACAUCCCUUACAUAAAAAGAAAUAUUAACCCUUUCAAGCCUAAUAAUAUAAAUAAUAGAAUUCAGUUUGUACUGGAAACAAAGAUGUCACCAUUACAAAGACCAAGUGGUUAAUGCUGUUUAAUUAUCCCUUAGAGUGAGAAUCGUACAGAACACACAAAUGCAAAAUGGAUUUUAAAGGAUUAACAAAGUACAUCAUAUCAGUUCUCAGUUUCCUUAUCCUUGAUGUUAUAUUCAUGCUUCCCGUGUAUUUCAAUAUCUAAAAUUUUUAAUCCUUUUUGGAUGUGUUUGUGUAGAUGUGUGCCUAGUGCUACCCUUCAACAUAUCGAUUUAUGUUAUAUAAUUGUUAUGCAUAUGAUAUUAAACAGGUUUCAAAUUGUGUCAUUACUCUGUGAGGUAGGAUAGUUCAUAGUUUAUGCUCACAUCUGUGCCUGAAGGCCAUGUUAACAAAGAAUGUUGUGAUGUAGGAAUGUGUUAACCAUCGUGGUCUUCAUUAUAUUUAUUUACCAUUUCUUUUU